Cydia pomonella (codling moth) is the source of this 5060-nucleotide messenger RNA. RefSeq names its product P protein-like. Gene Ontology annotation, biological process: transmembrane transport. Gene Ontology annotation, cellular component: membrane. The transcript is spliced from 17 exons. The coding region runs from base 201 to 2591 and encodes 796 amino acids. NCBI's taxonomy places the organism in Eukaryota, Metazoa, Arthropoda, Insecta, Lepidoptera, Tortricidae. The record is from RefSeq and is a predicted model, not a curated record.
ACCGCGCACUCGCCGGCCACAGCGCGUUCUAAAUUUAAAAUUCAAAUCAUUCGAACGCCAGCUGAUUAUACGCGCAAUAGAAGUGAUUAUAAGAAAUUAUAAACAAAAUAGGAACGCGUUUAUUUUAAACUUUGGAAUGCUAUGUGUCAAUUAUUGUGAUAAAAUAAGCCGUCAACCUUAGCGUAUUAAACAGCUCCAAAAUGGAUUGGUGGCAGAGCACAAAGGAAUGGGUAGGGUUAUCCAAGAAGCAACCAAAAGUAGAAGACAAUAGAAGUCAAUAUUCAUUGGUAUCUUGCGGCGAGCUGACGGCAGAUAUAUUGCCAAUAUGGCUGGAGUUGCCAGAUGAGGUGAAAAAUGAUCCUUCACUGGCUCCGUUUAAGAAAUUGUAUGAAAAAGAACAUGGAAAAAUCCCAGAAAUAUCAAAGAAUCCAGAGUCGCAGAAGCGAUUGGCGAAUGUACAGUCAGCCCCAAUGCUACAGUCAGUACAAACAGACGAGGUCCAAUACAUAGACGGCUGUGCCAAGAGUGAAGCUGCAGAGAAACUGGGCAACCAUGAUGGGAAACCAAUUUCGGAGCAUAGACUUCCAACUUCUCGACCAUCGCAGAUGGCGCGUGCCCGCCACUACGUGAAGAUAACAAUUCUUCUUAGCUGCUGGGUGUUUUUUACUGUUUGCUUUAUGAUGUACAAUGAGAAGGAGGACAACGUCAGCAUAACUGCAGUGGUGCCUGGAGAAAUUAAAGAGUUCCCUAUGCCGACAGACAAAGUAGAGUCAAUACUUUUAAAGCUGACGGGUCCAUUCAUGUCCAAAAAUGAUGAAAGGCGGUUGAACUACACUACGUUAAUGGAUCAUCAGAAACUUGAAGUAUGGUUGGAAGCUGAAAAAAACAAUGUCACUGAGGCCUCAGAAACAUGGUCCAUCCCCCUACACAACUCCACCCACCAUCGAUCGCGGACCCUCCACUUCAACUGUUCGCAGUGCGCGCUGCGUGUGCGCACCGACGCGCGCGCUGCCGUUGCGUUUACGUACAGUUAUACAGAAAAUCCGGUAGAUGACACUACUGGCGUGAUCUAUGCGUUGGUGUUGCUGCUCGGCUUAUAUAUAUUGAUUAUUUUUGAGAUAAUAAACCGCACGAUGGCAGCAGUGCUAGUAUCAACCAUGUCGCUGGCUGCCCUAGCAGUGGUGGGCGAGCGGCCAACCGUUCCGGAGAUAGUCUCGUGGCUGGACAUUGAAACGCUACUGCUGCUGUUUAGCAUGAUGCUGCUGGUCGCCAUCAUGGCUGAGACAGGCGUGUUUGACUUUCUUGCUGUUUUUACUUUCGAAGUGACAAAAGGUAAUCUCUGGCCGUUGAUAUACCUACUGUGUGGUAUCACCGCAGUGGUAUCCACGUUUCUCGACAACGUGACUACAGUUCUGCUGAUGUCUCCGGUUACUAUUAGAUUAUGUGAAGUGAUGGGCCUGGACCCAGUCCCAAUACUGAUGCUUAUGGCCAUAUACAGCAACAUUGGUGGUACUGCGACCCCCGUGGGAGACCCACCAUGUGUCAUAGUGGCUUCCAACAAGCACGUCAUAGAAGCUGGCAUAAACUUCACCAACUUCACGGCCCAUAUGGCACUCGGUAUCCUCCUAGUGGCCGUGCAAACCUCACUACAGGUCCGGUUCAUGUUCAGAGACACCAGCAAGCUUAGGCUCAACGUGCCUAGGGAGAUACAAGAUCUCCGUCACCAGAUUUCAAUAUGGCGGCGCGCAGCCGACUCCCUCCCGCAACUGAGCGGCAAUGCGCAUGUGGUGCGCGCGCGCCUGGACAGGAAGAUCGAGAAGCUGCGCGCGAAGCUCAGCUGCAUGGUGAAGGAGACCAGCAAGCGCGCGUGUCCGAGGGAUGAGUUCCAGAGCACGCUGCGGGAGUUAAAGCAAAAGUACAAGAUCCGUGACAAGGUUCUCCUGGUGCAGGCUUCUGUCGCUAUAUUCUUCGCUGUUGCCGUUUUCUUCCUCCACUCGAUUCCUGAACUAAACCGCAUCUCCCUGGGAUGGACGGCGUUGCUGGCAGCAGUCCUGCUGCUAUUACUGGCUGACCGUGAAGAUCUGGAGCCGGUGCUGAGACGGGUGGAGUGGUCUACUCUGCUGUUCUUUGCUGCACUCUUCGUUCUAAUGGAGGCUCUCUCCAAGUUGGGUCUGAUCCAGUACAUCGGUGGUCUGAUGGAGGUUCUGGUGCUGAGAGUGGAUGAGAGCGCGCGGCUCGCGGUCGCCAUCUUACUUAUUCUAUGGGUGGGCGGCGUAAUCUCAGCAUUUGUGGACAACCUACCCAUGACAACGAUAAUGAUCAGAGUGGUCAUAUCCAUCGGCAGUAACCCUGAUCUCAACCUGCCACUCGCUCCUCUCGUCUGGGCGCUGCUCUAUGGAGCUUGCUUAGGAGGCAACGGCACUUUAAUCGGUGCAAGCGCAAACGUGGUGUGCGCGGGAGUGGCGGAGCAGCACGGCUACAAGAUCACCUUCGUGCAGUUCUUUAAAGUCGGCUUCCCCAUCAUGAUCGGGCAUAUGGCUACUGCCUCCGUGUAUUUAUUACUGUGUCAUUGCGUGUAUACUUGGCAUUGAAGAGCUAAGCACAUUCUCCUCAUAAAGAUCGCCCAGAAAGUCUCAAUACCCUCAACAAUGAGAAGAAAGGAGGAAAUUCUGGCUGCUGCAUAUUUGUAUCUGUUAUUCUGCCACUGUGUUGCAUAGAAUUAAGGAGUUUAGCACAUUAUCUGAUAAAGAUCGUCCGGAAAGACAGAAGACUCUCAGUAGCGUGAAGAAAGAAAGGAAGUUUAGUUGCCGCAUCUGUGUAUCUGUUAAGGAGUUCUGACAAUAUCCUUACAUAUAGACCGUCCGGAAAGUCUCAAGUUCCUCUGCAAUUAGAAGAAAGAACCUGCCUCCGUGUCCUCAGUACUUGCCUUUAAAUUUUCGUAUGUGUGAGGUGGUCGAAAGUAGUGAAUACACACCUCGAUCGUGCUGCAUAGAGCAGAAAACUCAUUCUCGAGGAAAACGCAAAACAACAAACAACGCAUGACAAAUUUUUUGGUCGGGAUCCUUAUCAUACACAGAAGAGAGAUUAAAUACUGACACAUCCUUAUUAUAAAGGACGUCCGCACAGGCGUCGCCAAGGAGAGUCAAGGGGGGUGGGCAGCUGCCUCCCCCCUAGAGAACAAAAUUUCUAACUAAAUGUAUACCCCUCCCCCUCACCUUGGCCAUAGGCCAUAGGAACUGACCCCAGCCCAUCAGCUGGCGAUGCCUUUGGACGUCCGGAAUGACAAGACACCCGGCUCAGUAGUUAGAAGGGAAAGAGGAGGGAAGUUGUUCUACUGAGGACAGGAGGGAAGCUGCUGUUCCUACCUAAGGAAUGCUCCUAGGACUGACAUUGUAUGGCGAAUCCCGGGAAUUCAGGUUCUGGGACAGAUUUAAUGUAGUAGGUAAAAGCAGUACCGAGAGCACGCCCUACUCCAACGGUCAACCCGCCUGCACCAAGCCUCCUUAAAGCCAACGAGUCCAAGAUAUAGGUAUUCACAGCUCCAAGGAUCAAAUACUAAAAUAAGCCUACGGCAAUAAGAGAUGGACGAAAUUAAGCGGUUGCUCUUGGACUUCGGGCAAAUCGUCAACUCGUCCUUCAAGUUGCUGUCACCGUAGUGUGAUUGUGAUCAUGGGGCUAUAAAUCCUAGACAGGAUGGUGAAGGCUGUCGUGGAUAGCCGACAACAGGCGGAGGGUUGAUUUUUAAAGGAGCAGACGUAUUCGGACCUCAUAUGAAUUGUGCUGAUAAGAUACAACAGCCUCCGGGAGGUAUUGCCCUUUACCCCAAAGCACUUUAUUUGAUUUUGAAUUUGGAACCCUCAGUUAUUCAAUAAAAGUUCGAAAUAGGAGGGUUUCAGGAGGAUAGAUGAAGUGGUUUAUCUUGGAUAAAGAUAUAGUAUAAGUACCCUCCGUAAUUCGUAAUAAUAAUUCAGGCUAUAUACAUCCCACUGUUUCGCCCAUAGUCCCUACGCUGGCCCAAUGCGGGUUGGAGAUUUCACAUACACCUUUGAAUUUCUUCGGAGAUGUAGGUAUGCAGGCUUCUUCAGGAUGUUUCCUUUCACCGAAAAGCUAGGUAAUGGUAAAUAUCAAAUGAUAUUCCGUACAUACGUUCCGAAAAACUCAUUGAAAGUCGGACGUCAGAUCUAUUCGUAAUAAUGUAAAAUAUAUCCUGAUAAAGGAUCUUACUCUCACUACCGCGACACUUGUUAAAGUGGUCAUAUUCAUAUAACAUAUGUUACUCGUAACAUAUGUGAACCUGUUAUGAUAUUGUAAUUAAUUAAUAAAUAAAUAAAUAUUUUAACUUUUACUCAUUGGGCAUUAUAAUAGGGUUGUUUCAAACUUUUUGAAACGCUUGUAUUACGUUCUAUUUUAACUAAAAGUUGCCCUAAAAUUCGACUUUUAUACUAAAAGCGGCUUUAAAUGUGUUAAAUUAACAAAAUAUAAUUUGACGGAUGCUUUCGCGCCCAAAACGCUCUUUGAAAAUUGUGUGACGUCACAGUUUACGGGUUGACACAUAACUACAUACACACGUAGAAGAUACGAGCUGUCAACUGACAUUUGUCAUUUUUUGUUUAUCGCCUAACUGUCAACAGUGUCAAUCCGAGAGUUGUGACGUCAUCAGAAUCUUCAAAGACGUUUCGAGUUUGGUCACGUGACGUGUGCCAAAAGAUAUUUUAAAUUCAAUAUUUACAAAAAUAUGGUCAUUACAGGUCCCCUAAAAGUAGUUUAACAUGUUCAUAUAAUCCAAAAGAAUUUAUUGGGAUACCAUUCUGCCCUAAGAUUUGUAGAUGGAAACAACCCUAUUAGGCAAUCAGUACCUAUGAAAUUUUAAACUAAAAAUAUUGAACUUAUGAUUUUAAUCCUUUACCAGGCCCCGAAGAACCAGCGUGUCUUAAUACGUACUUUAUAUGCUGUUGCAACCGUAUUGAACGCCUUGUAAAAAAUGUAUUUAUGAACGUCGGAGAUCUUCCUUUAAACCAGAAAUAAAAAUGUGGGUUAAGGUUAUCCCAUCGCCUGUCUAA